AUGUUUGAAGAUUGGCUUGCAAACCGCGAACGCCUUGAUGGCGGCAUAAUUAAACCCACUGACCGAUGGGUUCCCGUCAACCUGCUUUCUGUGGACGGUCAUCUUUGGUACUUCAUCUAUCCAUGUUCCACGUCACCAGAGCCAGGGGAUCUGAUGGUAUACAUGUAUUCGCCACACCAAGGACUGCUCUCACGAUUGCGCAACACCAUGUCCAAAUUACAGGAUUCCAGCAUCUCUAUUCCCGUAAUGUCGCUUCCUUUGAAGAAGCACAAGCACAAGAAUCAGAAUACCAGCCUUGCGAUUUCGCUAUUAUCCGGCGCCACGGCUGGCGCUACCGAAGCCACACCGUCAGUCCUACAGAAACACAUGCCUGUAAGACGUUACAAAAAUGGUCACGCACUACGCGUAACCAUCACCGAGCAGGGCGUUGCUGAAGUCUACCGUGGUCUCGUUUCUACAACAAUCAAGCAGUCAGCCACGUCGGAGUUCGCAUGGGAACAGAUAAAUUCACUCAAGGAAACCGCGUCGCCGCGCCUCGGGGCGUAUGGCAAUCACCUCGUAGCUACUUUUGGCCUGGUGCAGUUUCUGGCAUCAUUACUGUUUUUGCCACCCAGCCGUCUGAUACAGUCAAGACGCGUGACCAGGGGGCCAUGGGAACCACGGUGUCGGUUGCUGUGA
Metarhizium acridum CQMa 102 is the source of this 678-nucleotide messenger RNA. NCBI's taxonomy places the organism in Eukaryota, Fungi, Ascomycota, Sordariomycetes, Hypocreales, Clavicipitaceae. The record is from RefSeq and is a predicted model, not a curated record.